AUGAAUUUCAUAUUGUUCAUUUUUUUAUCUGGGGUUUUUUCCUCAGACAGUAGCGAUAUCAAGCCCAAUUUUGAAGAGUUCCCUGAUGCGAUGCCUUUAUUUAAACAAGAAAAUAAAGAGCAAGAAAAAAAUAAGGAUAAAGUACCCGCUAAUGAGAAAAGUGGCAAUCAUUAUAAAGAUAUAAAACAAUAUACGUUCGUGACACAAGGUCCAAAUGGCACUGGGCCUGAAAUCUCGUUGAGAGCAACAACUGAUGUGAAUUUUAUUCUAAGAAACUCUUUAAAUGCAACACCACCAAGGGAGCAGCGCAAUGAAGAAAAAGACCAAUUAUUUAACCCAAUUCCAAGCUCUGAUGUGAACCUUGAGAGCAAACAAGAGGCGGGAGAAUUAGAGGGUAUAAAGCAAAAAUUAAUGCUGGGCAUUUCCUUGAUGAGCCUCUUCCUUUUCCUUGCCCUCCUGACACUCUGUUGUGCCACAUUGUACAAACUGAGGAAGCUGAGUUCUAAAAGUGAAUGUGAUGAUGGUCAAUACUCCGUCAACCCGGAGCUGGCAGAGAUGUCCUACUUUCAUCCAUCAGAAGGUGUAUCAGACACAUCUUUUUCUAAGAGUGCGGAAAGUAGCACUUUUUGGGGCAACAGUUCUUCAGAAUUUAGAAAAUCAGGCUUGAGAAAGUCAAAAUCUAAAAGUAUGACAGAUAUGGUUUCCACAGGCUCAGAUGAUACAGGCGCAUAUGAAGAACCGAAUGGAAAAAUACAAGAAGAAAGUCAUAAUGAAAGUUAUCCCAAGAGCAAAAAACACUUAAAAACAAUUUAUGAUACUCAGAAAGAAGGAACUAAAUGUCAGCAUCCACCAAGCCCACCCCAACUCUUUUAUACUGACGAGCAUGCAAAAUCCAAUGGACCAACAGUACAAGGCAAGAGUCAAGACUUCGCUACUUUUGAAGACACUACUUUUGAAUUUGAUUCUGAUAAGGAUCUCAUUGAAGAUGACACGCCCUCUGAUUCUGAUAACACUAUGGAAGAAUGUCUUCAAAUUUUCAAGGAGUUCACAGAAAGUGAAGCUCAAAAAGGAGAGACUGCUAAGUAG
Messenger RNA from Loxodonta africana (African savanna elephant), 1086 nucleotides. It is a transcript of the gene EQTN, whose product is annotated as equatorin. Gene Ontology annotation, cellular component: plasma membrane; outer acrosomal membrane; inner acrosomal membrane. The transcript is spliced from 7 exons. Bases 1 to 1086 code for a protein of 361 amino acids. Gene Ontology annotation, biological process: acrosomal vesicle exocytosis; fusion of sperm to egg plasma membrane involved in single fertilization; endocytosis. The record is from RefSeq and is a predicted model, not a curated record. Lineage: Eukaryota; Metazoa; Chordata; Mammalia; Proboscidea; Elephantidae.